AUGGCUGAACAAACAAAAUUCAUUGCUGAAGGAGGAUUGUCCCACAGACCUCCACUUUUCAACGGAAAUAAUAUGUGGUCCAUCAUUGAAACAGGAAACUUCACUCCAAUGAUUGCUCCCACUGACACUGCUCCUGCUGCCCCAAAACCUCAAGCGUCAUGGACUCCUGAAGAGAAAAACCAGGUACUCUUAAACUCAAAAGCUCAAUUUAUUUUAUCAUGUGCUCUUAGCAGAGAAGAAUACGAUAGAAUUGAAGAAUGUAGCACUGCCAAAGAAAUCUGGGACAAACUUGAAAUUCACCAUGAAGGAACAAGUCAUGUUAAAGAAGAAAGAAUAGAUAUGGGAGUAAGAAAAUUUGAAACAGUUGAAAUGCAAGAAGAUGAAACCAUAGACGAAAUGUUAUCCAAGUUUACAAUUAUUAUUAAUGAAUUAAGAUCUCUUGGAAAAACUUACUCUCCUCAUGAGAGGAUAAGAAAAUUACUUAGAUGUCUUCCUAAAGUAUGGAGACCAAUGGUCACUGCUAUUACUCAAGCUAAAGAUCUGACAAGUCUACCAGUUGAGGAACUUGUUGGUUCUCUUCGUGCUCAUGAAUGUAUCUAG
Molecule: messenger RNA, 600 nt
Organism: Vicia villosa (hairy vetch)
Lineage: Eukaryota; Viridiplantae; Streptophyta; Magnoliopsida; Fabales; Fabaceae
Exons: 2
Coding region: 1-600 (199 amino acids)
Source: RefSeq, a predicted model, not a curated record